AUGAAUCGAUCAAGCUCUGCGUCCUCUUCAUCGAGUUCAAAGCAUGUAAGCUCGAGCACGAUAGAUAGCAGUGUAACACGUCUUCUAGUGUCGACCAAGCAUUUGUUGGAGAGCCUAACACAAUGGACGAGGCAAGAGGUGGACGAUAAGUUUGUGUCCGACGCUUACGUGAAGUUGGGCAACGAUUUCCGAGCAGCUGUCAGGGCCUUUUCAAAUGCCAGAAUUGACGUAUCUGAUAUUGGAGAUGUCCCCAAGGCACUAAGGAUUGUUUUGGAAUCUGCUCUUAGUGAGCCCCCCAGUCAAGAGAAUUUAGAUCGCUUUCUUCCGAACAUCAGAAGCAUCAUAGUGAAUCUUUUGCAGAAUCUAAAGCAGAAACAACUCAAGGUCAAAGGGCAAGAAGACAGUCUUAGCUCCAAACCCCAAAUGAAAAGCUCCUUCACAGGGAAGCACGAAUUGACAAAUCGACCUUCUGUACAAAGAGAUAGCAAAAGUCUUGAUGAGUUCAGCUCAUAUGCCAAUAGUGUGGAAAUGAGUGGGGCAUGCUUGAGUCUGAAGGAGUAUGAGGGCCUGAAGGAGGGAAGAAACAAGAAAGACGCUCUCAAACAGUUGCAAGAGACUAAGGCUAUCCUGCGAAGAGCAUCAAAGCGAUUUAGUGCAUAUCAAUUUGCAAAGCUUGCUAAUGCAUCCAAGCCUACACUACCGCCGGUGGCUGGGAAUUUAGAUGAGCCAGAGAUCGUUAGUACAAAAAGCGAGGCGUCGAUUGAGAAUCGGCGAUCUGUAACAGCCUUUUUCACGAUUGGUGACAAAACAAAAAAAGUCGACCUAGAAAAACCCAUAACCAUGGCCUCCAUUAGGCUCUGCUUCGUUGAAAGGUUUGGUUAUUCACCUGGAAGCACAAUAUUUCCAGAUAUCUACAUUGAAGAUAAAAAAAACAACGUAUCUUUUGAACUUGAGGAGCAUCAAAUUGAAAACGAAAUCGUUGAUGGAGUUGUAUUAUUUUUAAAGGAGCAAAGCAAAGUUGCAAUAACGGAGGAUGUACACUCUAAGAUUAAGGAUAUCGAAGCUAACCUCAAACAAUUCACUGCUGAGAUAAGGUAUCUUCUAGAUGGUUUCGCAGAUAGCGUCAAGCUUGCAACACAGACUCUGAACACUCCGUUCAUGGCAAAUUCGAACUCUGUGGCUAAAGUGAACAAAGAACUUACUGAUAUUGCUCGGGAAUUGCGAACUAUUAAACAGAUCCAAAGCUCUCAUAAAAAUGAUGUACUGAAGUUUGUGAAUGAUUCAAUUGCGCUUACUACGAAGCUUAGGGAAGUCUCGUGGGACGAGCCGGUUGCCUCAGGUCGCCAGUACAUGGAUAAUUCCUAUGCAAAACUAUCGGGAAACUCUGAUUACCUUCUCACAAAGGUCGAUGACCUACUGGACUUGAUGGAGGCCCUCAGAAAGGAUGUUGCACAACGGGGUGUGAGAAUCGGAGAGAAACAACUUAAAAAUGCAGAGUCGGAGAUAGAGUCAGCAAAAUUUGCUUUGCAUUCCCUCAGAGAUUUUAUUGGGCAUGAAAAACCGAUGUGGAAGAAACUCUGGGAACAAGAGCUAGAUAAAGUUUGUGAAGAGCAGCAAUUCAUUACCUUGCAAGAUGAUCUCACAAGAGAUUUAGCCGAGGAUAUCAAGAAAUUGGAAGAGACAUUUGACUUGAUUAAAAAAUGUUCUACUCAACAAGGGCGUAUUACGGUGAAUAGACGCUAUGAUUUUGCUAGUAGGAUGAAUUUACUCGAGUCCGGGGAAAGCUUACAUGGUAUCAAAGAUGCCAUCAUGAGUGAAGUGGCCGCGUUGGUUCCAAACCACACAGAUCGCCUCGAGGCGAUAGCAAAGGCUGAAAGAAUACGACAUAAGGAAAGGGAAUUGAUGGGGGGUGAUCAAUUCCAAGAAGAGCUUGGCGCUUUUGUUUCAGAGCAUCGCUUAAAGAAAUCUGGAGGGAUAGAGGAAUUAGAACGACUAAGAAGAGCUAAGGAUGAUGAGAUUUUAAAAAUGACUUUUGGUGGAGUUUGA
Molecule: messenger RNA, 2046 nt
Organism: Candidozyma auris
Lineage: Eukaryota; Fungi; Ascomycota; Pichiomycetes; Serinales; Metschnikowiaceae
Gene: BUD6
Product: Bud6p
Exons: 1
Coding region: 1-2046 (681 amino acids)
Biological process (GO): establishment of cell polarity
Cellular component (GO): cytoplasm; cell tip
Molecular function (GO): cytoskeletal regulatory protein binding
Source: RefSeq, a predicted model, not a curated record